AUGGAGCCAACAGUCAGGGUUCGAUGCAUAGUGUGCGGUGCCGACAUAGAACGUGAAGGCCGAUCGGAGGAUACCUGGCUGCAAUCAUACAGUAUGGUAUAUCGUACCGAGCAGGUAGUGCAUGUAUCGGCCAUAGGAGUACGAAGGCGACAGAACGACGAAGCAAGCUUCAAGGUCCCGGUACAGAAGUUUACGAGCAACAAUGAAGCCUGGAUCCAGGUUCCUAUUCUGCAGGAGGCUGACAGCUGCUUUGGGUUCCUCCUUCACAAUGCAUGCUGGUGCCUCCUCGAACGCAGAGCUUGGCCAUUGGCGAUAUCAUUGCCCAGGCUGUAUGAGGUAUUCGACUCCGCCCCCAGAGACUGGACCGAUAUGCAGUCAUGCUGCUACACUUGGGAUCACAUGUACGAAGGAACGACUGGCUUCGUUCCCCUGCAUUGGAGGGGGGAGGGCAUGCGUUGGCCGUGGGAAGAAAGGCGUUGGCGCGAAACAUGGCGAUCGGUAACGGUCAAGAAAGCAUUUCUUCGAAGCCCUUUUGCGUGUACAGUUUAUGAUCUGAUAAGGAUUGCUCCGACGCAGUCCAUGCCGUUCGACUUCUCAGCUCUGACUGAAUCAUCAGUUGUCAGUGACGGUUUCACCCGUCUGCCGUUCGAAAUUGUGGAGGAAAUAGCAUCGUAUUUGCCAACAGCCACGGUCCUUCAACUUCGAUCCGUGUCCAGGGCUUUUACUCGGUUGUUCUAUAGCCAAAUGUUUUGGGCUUCCCGGUUCAAAGGUGAUUUCGAGCGUAGCUUCUUAUUCGAAGCUCACGAAACGCGUUCGCAUCGUGAUUGGCGCUGGCUGUAUCAGCGAACGAGGAAUGUCCAUCUAGCUUAUCCUGGUUUGGAGAACAGACUGCGGAUCUGGCGCUUGACCGAGUUGCUCCUGAAAAAGCUUAACCUGUCGCUUGCGGACUCAUCCACUCACUUGGCGAUCAAGCGGCGAUUAUCAAACUGGGAAAGGGCUGAGGUUCAUGGGGACAUUCUUGUUGGAAACGAACUGAGAAGGAAAGGAUCAGGCUUGCGGAUUCUUACACACGAGACACAGGUACCACCCGAUGUCCAGAAAAUUGGGGUUUCCGUUCUCGAGGAUGGAGAAACAACUUAUGUUGCCGGAAUACAGCUUGUUCAUGGCUCAGACCAGCAAAUUAUUCAGCUUGGUUACGUUACUACUUCUGCAAGCACGACCUACACUGAGGUGGGCUCUUUGGACGGGCUUAUAGUGUCUGUCGGAUCAAGAGGGAUCCACGCACUCCAGAUUGUUCAUAGCAAGAAUGGAAGUCUGUCUCCGUGGCUUGGAUGCCCCCAUAGUGGCGCAAAGACGAGGCGUCUUGCUUUCCCUGAACGAGUCGUUGCCUUGUCCGUGGGACUGGAUGGUUAUAAAAUGGUCUAUAUCUCGAUUUGGGGCAGAAGAAUGGGCGGGCUCAAGAAGCAGGAGCAACAUGAGCCCAUAAUGGAUAACCUCCUGUGGUUCCCGGAACUUCCUGACUCCACCGCACAUCUUAAUGUAUCGUCUACCUUUGGCAGUAUGGACUCUAGCACCAAAGGGUUCCGGCCUGUGAUAUGCACCUCAUUUGGCGGCCCUGGAGGAGCCGACCUUCAGUCUCUAAUACGAGUGUUUGCAACCAUGAAUCACAGCUGCCUGGUGAAUAUCGGCUUCGGUUACAAGUCUGAAGUUACAUGCUGUCCGCAGCGAAUGCUUUCGCCAAACCAGUCAAACGUUGGAAUCCAGUCCAUGGAGAUUAACGGGCCAGAAGGAGAGUUCAUCGAGAAGAUUGAAGUUGGAACUCGCCAAUGCGAACCUGAUAUCAUAAGUGGACUCAGGUUGACAACAAAUCGGGGAAGAAGCUGUACAUUCACGGGCAGCUUCUGCGGGUGCGAACAGUACACGCUUCUCAGAACGGCAGCCGGGACGAUUCCCACGGGGCUCUAUGCGACACAGGAAAGCGAGGGCUUCGAGAACAUGGGAAUCAUUUCUCACAAGGUGGAGCCUUGGUAG
Messenger RNA from Aspergillus mulundensis, 2031 nucleotides. RefSeq lists its product as uncharacterized. The record is from RefSeq and is a predicted model, not a curated record. Bases 1 to 2031 code for a protein of 676 amino acids. Lineage: Eukaryota; Fungi; Ascomycota; Eurotiomycetes; Eurotiales; Aspergillaceae. Gene Ontology annotation, molecular function: protein binding. The transcript is spliced from 5 exons.